This is a messenger RNA of Pistacia vera, 1464 nucleotides long. RefSeq names its product UDP-galactose/UDP-glucose transporter 4-like. Gene Ontology annotation, biological process: transmembrane transport. The record is from RefSeq and is a predicted model, not a curated record. Bases 287 to 1324 code for a protein of 345 amino acids. Gene Ontology annotation, molecular function: transmembrane transporter activity. The transcript has 7 exons. Gene Ontology annotation, cellular component: Golgi membrane; endoplasmic reticulum membrane. NCBI's taxonomy places the organism in Eukaryota, Viridiplantae, Streptophyta, Magnoliopsida, Sapindales, Anacardiaceae.
CAUAUCUUUAUUUAUUGUUACCUCUUUCUCCUUUACAGUCCCAGAAGAACAUACCCUUAACUCUUCCUAUAAUUUUUAUAGGUUGUUACAGAUACAGUCACCAAACCGAUACACCUUGACCUUAUUUUCAUAUUUUUUUUUAUUUUUGUUUUUUUUUGCAAUUUGGCAAGUCGACAUGCAAAUGCUAUUGCAAACCAAGUUGACAUAGUUAUUGUGUUGUUGAUCGAGUUUCAUUUCCAAAGUUCAUAAGCUGCUUCCUUCGUUGAGUACUCUGAGAAAAUUGAAAAUGAGGAACGAAGAACAAGUUCGGUCUUUGUUUGGAAUUUCUUUAUCUGAUAGACCCAUAUGGCAACAAUUCCUCAUUUGCUCUUCUGGUUUCUUCUUUGGUUACCUUGUCAAUGGCAUCUGCGAGGAAUAUGUAUACAACAGGCUCCAAUUCAGUUACGGUUGGUACUUCACAUUUGUUCAAGGAUUCGUCUAUAUCGUUCUCAUUUAUCUUCAAGGUUUCACCACUAAACAGAUGGUGAAUCCAUGGAAGACUUAUGUGAAGCUCUCUGCAGUCUUAAUGGGUUCUCAUGGACUUACCAAAGGGUCUUUGGCUUUUCUUAACUAUCCUGCACAGCUCAUGUUCAAAUCCACAAAGGUUUUGCCUGUAAUGGUUAUGGGCGCAUUCAUACCGGGCCUCAGACGAAAAUACCCAGUUCAUGAAUACGUAUCUGCAAUACUUUUAGUUGUGGGAUUGAUCCUUUUUACCUUAGCAGAUGCCCAAACUUCACCAAAUUUCAGUAUGAUUGGUGUUAUAAUGGUAUCUGGUGCUCUAAUCAUGGAUUCCUUUCUUGGUAAUUUGCAAGAAGCAAUCUUUACCAUGAAUCCUGAAACGACCCAGAUGGAGAUGCUGUUUUGCUCAACUGUAGUCGGUUUGCCUUUCCUGAUUCCUCCCAUGAUUCUGACAGGGGAGUUAUUCAAAGCAUGGAAUUCAUGUUCUCAGCAUCUGUACGUGUAUGGCGUGUUGGUGUUUGAGGCUAUGGCGACAUUUAUCGGCCAAGUCUCUGUCCUUUCCCUUAUUGCCCUGUUUGGUGCUGCUACUACAGCCAUGGUGACAACGGCAAGAAAAGCUGUAACAUUGCUGUUAUCAUACUUGAUAUUUACAAAACCAUUGACGGAGCAACAUGGUACUGGACUUUUGCUGAUAGCUAUGGGCAUUACAUUGAAACUCUUGCCUGAUACCCAAUCUACUACGAGGUCCAAGAUUGAAAAAGAUGAUAAAGAGAGUAAUACUCGAUUGGAACAUGAAGCUGGAGAAGACAAAAGGCCAUUGGUCUAGUUUUAAUCUUUUCUUUUGGGAUUAACUCAACAAGAAACAGGAAAAAUGUUCUGUGCCUUGAGGCCACUCACGAAUUAAUUACAAUUGCGGAGCCAGCAACGUUUUAGUCCACUAUUUGUAUUUUCUAAAUUUUAAUUUAA